CGUCGUCUUCCGUCCUCUCAGCCCCACCAAAAUGGACAGGGAUGCGGAUGAGUAAAUUCAGUUUGAAAAACACAACAAGCCAAUAGUGACGCCAAAACGUGAUUCAUUUAAUAACAACAAUAACAAUAAUAACAUUUAAACAAAUUACAAAAAAAAACAUCGUGAAAGUUAUUUUUAAAAAAUUAAUUUGUAAUAUUUUUUUUUUUUUUUUUUUUUUAUAACAAGUGUUUAUUUAUUUUUAUCAACAAGUUUUUUUUUUUUUUUUAUUUUGGUGAUUGCGUCGUUAUUGUUAAUAAACCAGGAUAAUUAUUUUUUUAUAAUUGUUAGUAAUUAUUAAUUUUUAUUAACCAUAAAAUUAUCAGUUUAAUUUUUUUAUGAUUUAUUUAUAUUUUUUUAAAAUUGAUAACAUAAAAUUAUACUAGCUUGAAUAACCUGGUUAUAAUUUUUGUGUAAUAUAUUUUAUUAAUUUGUAAAAUAUUUAUGAUUUAAUUUUAUUUGUUUAUUAAAAUAUAAAUAAUUAUUUCUCUUGUUGUCUUGUUGCCCUGCCCCUCGUCUGUCUUUGUCGUGGCUCCGCGUGUCUGUGUUUUUCCGCAGUCUCUCGCGGUCAACGGGCGUUACAUUCGCUCGUUUAUUUUUUUUAUUUAUUUAUUUUUUUUUUUUCUUAACAUUUUGUUGUUUAUUUAUUUUUUUAUUUCAUCUUAUUUGACCUCUCUCUUCUUGUUUAUUCCCACUCUCCCGGUGGAUAUUGAACUCUUUCGCGUGACAUACAAUUUAUUUAUUUAUCCAUCAAUUAUUAAUACCCGUUUGGUGUGGGAGGAUGGAAACCUUGCGUAAAGAGGUGAUGAUCAAUCAAUUUGUUCUGGCUGCUGGUUGUGCCAGGGAACAAGCUAAAACAUUGCUUCACAAUGCACAAUGGCAAUUUGAAGCUGCAUUGAGUACAUUUUUUCAAGAAGCAGCAAUACCUUCUUGUCAUCAAGGUGCACAUUUUAAUCAAAUAACACCUUGUAAUACUCCAGCAACACCUCCAAAUUUUCCAGAUGCACUUUUAGCAUUUUCAAAAAUGUCUGCAGGGGAUAAAACCCCAUUGGGUAUGUCACCAAGCCAAAAUGGACAAGCGACAAAUCCAUCAACAAUUCAACAUCAUAAUGCAAGAUGUAGCAGUAUUUCAAGUGGCACCCAACAACAAACUCAAAAUCAACAACAAUUUGCAUUUGGUGAACCACAGAGAUAAUGUGGGAUUAAAUUACUGAGUUUAAUUUAAAAUAAUAAUAAUAAUAAUCAUAUGUUUUUAAAGAUGAGAAAAAGCAUAGAGAGCAGUCAAAUAAGCUCAGAGUAUUUUUUUUUCUUUUUUUUUUUUUUUUUUUACCUUUUUAUCCUGAGCUAACUGAAAUUAUCAACGAUGAAAAAAUUAUUUAAAUGUUGUAUAUUUCAUUGAAAAAAAUUAUAUUAAUAUUAUUAAAUUUUUCCUCAUCAUUGGAAAAAUAAUUUGAUUAAUUUUUACGUGAUAAUUAUUAGUAACUCUUUUUUAGAUCCAUUUGUCGUGAAAAUUUUUCAUAUUAAUGGUUAAUAUUUUAUCAAUUAAUGGAUGGGAGAGAUCCUGAGGCUAAUUGUGAGCGAAAAAUAUAAAAAAAAAAUAUAACAUAAACCUCCUGGAAAUUUAAUGAGGUAUUUUGUGCAGGUUUUAUUUUUUAAUUUCUUUUAAAUAUAUUUUUUAACUUUCGUGAUUAUGUUCCUAAAAAAAAGAAAAAAACAGCGCUUCAAUAUUUAAAAAUAUUAAAAUAAUAAUUAACAUUGUUUAUAGGUUUAUAAAUAUUAUAUAUUUUUACAAUUUUUUUUUUCUUUUUCCUUGUGUGAAAAUCGUCGUUGCAAAAAACCGUCAGUCAAAUUUAAGUUUCAAUUAUGUCUAAUUAAUUAUUUAAUAAUGUUUAAAAAUAUAUAUAUUUUUUAUGUUUUAUUAUAAUUGGAAUUAUCACAACAAAAAAAAAAAAUUUCAUAUAUUAUUUUGAUACUUUUUAAAAGAUGUUAAUAACUAUUUUAAUUACGAAAUAUUAAUUUUGAUUGAUAAUAAAUAAUUUUAAUAAUAUUCAAUUUGAUAUAGUAUUCAAAGAUAAAAAAAACAUUCAAUUAAUUGCCUUUGGUCUAUAAAUUUAUACUAAAACUAACAACAAAAAAAACGUGGCAAAAAAAUUUCUACAAAUCCAAUUAUAUCUUGUUUUUUAACAACAAAAUAAAUUAAUUUAAAAAAAAAAAACGGUGAGCAAUAACGAUGUCCCUAUCAAUAGACUGUCAUUGGAGUUUAUUGUUUAGUUAUAAACAAUAAACUAAAAAAAUAAAACAGAGAUUAGAAACUGCGCCUAAAAAUAAAUAGCAGUUUUCAUUUUCAAGUUUGAUAAUGAUUUAUUAUUGAAUUAAUUUUUAUGCUCAUGAAUAAUUGUAAUAGAGCCUCUGAUUCUGUCCAACCGUUAUAAUAGCUAGAUGAUUAUAGAGUUGAUAAAUAAUUAAAUAUAUAAAUCAUGAUUAUUACAAUAUAUAAAAUACUGAAUUAAUUAUUUUUAGUCAUUCAUCAUAGUUAAAAAAGUUGUGGCAAAAAUAAUGCCUUCUUUUUUUUCUCUCAAGACAAAUACUAGUGUUGUAGCUAUAAUAAUCAGAGUGUGUAAAUAUAUCCACGUCAAAUACGACACAAUAUACAUAUAUAUAUAAAUAUAAAUAAAUAUGUGUAUAUAUAAAUUUGAAAAAAAAACAAACAAACAAAUCUACUCAUGAUGUUGUAAUCGCUUAUUAGCAUUACCCCGAUUCUAUAAAAUUAGUCAAGUAAUUAAUAAAACAUUACAAUUAUUGUUUAUUUUAUUAUAUAAGAAAAAUAUAAAAAAAAAAAAAAAAGAAACAAGAAAUGAUAUAAUAAUAAAACAAUUAUGUAAAUAAUUAUGACAAAAAGAUAAAUGAUUGAGAAAAAAAAAAUGAGAAAAAAAUGUUGAAAAUAAAUUAUUAAUAACGGUGCUUUAUAGAUAUUGAUUUUUAAAUUUUAUUUUAAUAUUAAAUAUAAUUUUAUUAAAUUGAUUUUAAUAUACAUUUUUCAUUUUAAUAGUUGAUUUUUUUUUUUAAAUAAAAAAUUUUAACUAAUAAUAAAUAAUAAUAAAUUUUAUCUAGUACAUAUAUUAAAUUUUUCACAAUAAAAUAAUAAAAUAUUUUCACUGGUA
Aphidius gifuensis is the source of this 3197-nucleotide messenger RNA. Its product is annotated as UBA-like domain-containing protein 2-A. Lineage: Eukaryota; Metazoa; Arthropoda; Insecta; Hymenoptera; Braconidae. Bases 818 to 1231 code for a protein of 137 amino acids. The transcript is spliced from 5 exons. The record is from RefSeq and is a predicted model, not a curated record. Gene Ontology annotation, molecular function: protein binding.